AUGUCUUCCUCUGAGAACAUUAUUUCCAGUCUCACUGCCAACGAGAUAAGGCUGCUCGUGCUCGGCACCGUUUGUACCCCUGUCAAGAUGGACUUCGACAAACUGGCCAACCUCGCCGGCAUCAAGAGGGCCUCCGCUGGAGCCAUGUGGGGACGGGCCAAGAUAAAGCUUGAACGGGCUCUCGGCGAUGAACUUGGUUCCAUUGAAUCUCCCACAAAGACCACCAAGGCGAAGAAGAUUGCACGCAGCCGCAAGAAGGAUAACAAAACCGAACCCGCCGAAGAGCCUGCCGCGGAAAGUGAGAUGGAAGGCGGGCCUGUCGUGGAUGCUGAGGCCAGCGAGGAUGACUAG
Messenger RNA from Penicillium brevicompactum, 351 nucleotides. RefSeq lists its product as uncharacterized. The transcript is spliced from 2 exons. Bases 1 to 351 code for a protein of 116 amino acids. NCBI's taxonomy places the organism in Eukaryota, Fungi, Ascomycota, Eurotiomycetes, Eurotiales, Aspergillaceae. The record is from RefSeq and is a predicted model, not a curated record.